Messenger RNA from Callithrix jacchus (white-tufted-ear marmoset), 5113 nucleotides. It is a transcript of the gene SLC60A1, whose product is annotated as solute carrier family 60 member 1. Gene Ontology annotation, biological process: transmembrane transport. NCBI's taxonomy places the organism in Eukaryota, Metazoa, Chordata, Mammalia, Primates, Cebidae. The record is from RefSeq and is a predicted model, not a curated record. Gene Ontology annotation, molecular function: D-glucose transmembrane transporter activity.
GCACCGCACCGGGAAGGCGCGGGAGCGGACGCGCUGCCCACCCGCCGCAGAGGCGCCCCCGCCGCCGCCCGGGCCCGAGGGCGGGGCCCCUCGCCGGGGCGGCCCCUCCCCGCCCCUCCCUCCCGGCCACGGGCCUCCCCAGCCCGGCCGGCCCUCCCGCGGGCUGCACUCGGACACCGGGCUCGCCGGGAUCAGAGCCGCGAGCCCGCCAGCCGGGACCAUGGGCUGCGACGGCCGCGUGUCGGGGCUGCUCCGCCGCAACCUACAGCCCACGCUCACCUACUGGAGCGUCUUCUUCAGCUUCGGCCUGUGCAUCGCCUUCCUGGGGCCCACGCUGCUGGACCUGCGCUGCCAGACGCACAGCUCGCUGCCCCAGAUCUCCUGGGUCUUCUUCUCGCAGCAGCUCUGCCUCCUGCUGGGCAGCGCCCUCGGGGGCGUCUUCAAGAGGACCCUGGCCCAGUCACUAUGGGCCCUGUUCACCUCCUCUCUGGCCAUCUCCCUGGUGUUUGCCGUCAUCCCCUUCUGCCAUGACGUGAAGGUGCUGGCCUCAGUCAUGGCACUGGCGGGCUUGGCCAUGGGCUGCAUCGACACUGUGGCCAACAUGCAGCUGGUGAGGAUGUACCAGAAGGAUUCGGCUGUCUUCCUCCAGGUGCUCCACUUCUUCGUGGGCUUUGGCGCUCUGCUGAGCCCCCUUAUUGCUGACCCUUUCCUGUCUGAGGCCAACUGCUUGCCUGCCAAUAGCACCGCCAACACCACCUCCCGAAGCCACCUGUUCCAUGUCUCCAGGGUGCUGGGCCAGCACCACAUAGAGGCCAAGCCUUGGUCCAACCAGACGUUCCCGGGGCUGCCCCCAAAGGACGGGGCAGGGACCCGAGUGUCCUAUGCCUUCUGGAUCAUGGCUCUCAUCAAUCUUCCAGUGCCCAUGGCUGUGCUGACCCUGCUGUCCAGGGAGCGACUGCUGACCUGCUGCCCCCAGAGCAGGCCCCUCCUCCUGUCUGCUGAUGAGCUGGCCUUGGAGACACAGCCUCCUGAGAAGGAAGAUGCCUCCUCACUGCCCCCAAAGUUUCAGUCACACCCAGGGCAUGAGGACCUGUUCAGCUGCUGCCAAAGGAAGAACCUCAGAGGGGCCCCUUAUUCCUUCUUCGCCAUCCACAUCACAGCCGCCCUGGUCCUGUUCAUGACCGAUGGGUUGACGGGUGCCUAUUCCGCCUUCGUGUACAGCUAUGCCGUGGAGAAGCCCCUGUCUGUGGGACACAAGGUGGCCGGCUACCUCCCCAGCCUCUUCUGGGGCUUCAUCACACUGGGCCGGCUCCUCUCCAUUCCCAUCUCCUCAAGAAUGAAGCCAGCCACCAUGGUUUUCAUCAACGUGGUCGGCGUGGUGGUGACGUUCCUAGUGCUGCUUAUUUUCUCCUACAACGUCGUCUUCCUGUUCGUGGGGACGGCGAGCCUGGGCCUGUUUCUCAGCAGCACCUUCCCCAGCAUGCUGGCCUACACCGAGGACUCGCUGCAGUACAAAGGACAUCAUUCGAGGUCCCACAGGACAUGCCCAAGGACACACAGCUUCUCCCUGCAGCUCGUUCUAGCGACAGGACAGCCACGCACCCAGCUCCCACAGGAGAGGGCCCAGGAGCCCUCAGGCUCCUCCCUCGCCCAUCAGUCUCCAAGCCUCAAGGGAGUAAAUGAAGUAAUGAAAUAAGGUAGCUAUUACAUGUCACACAGUAUAACUCAAGAGUUUUAAGUGCUCAACAAAUGUUAAGAGUUUAGUAAUGGUAAGUGAGGCCCGGUGCAGUGCCUCACGCCUGUAAUCCCAGUACUUUGGAACGCUGGGGCGGGUGGAUGACUUGAAGUCAGGAAUUUGAGACCAGCCUGGCCAACAUGGUGAAACCCUGUCUCUACUAAAAAUACAACAAUUAGCUUGACAUGGUGGCAGGCGCCUGUAAUCCGAGCUACUUGGGAGGCUGAGGCAGGAGAAUCACUUGAGGCAGAGGUUGCAGUGAGCCGAGAUUGCACUCCAGCCUGGGUGACAGAGCAAGACUUUGUCUCCAAAAAAAAAAAAGAAAGAAAGAAAAGAAAAAAGUGAUAUUGAUUGAUUCUACCUGCAAAUGAUCACUCAAAUCCGUCCUCUUCAUUUCUUACUGUCCCUGCCUAAUUUAAGGUCUUUAUCUUCAUUGACCUGCUUGUUGGAAUAGUUAACGGUACCUAGCUUUUCCCAGGUUCUAAUCACUUCCAUCCCUUCCUUGAUGGGUCCUGGCUUGUCUCCUUGUCUUCAGUCUUGCCUCCAUCUAACCCAGCUGGCUGAAUGUUAAAAUCACCUGGAGCUCUGGUACCAAAACCCAGUGACUGCACCUCACCUCUGAGUCUGAUGCAAUUGGUCCAAAGAUGCUGGGUGAUUCUAACGUGCAGCCAGAGGUGAGGACCAUGCACUAAGCCACCCUCCACACUAUAAAACAAGGCUGUGCUUCAGCAGCACAUGUACUAAAAUUGGACCAACACAGAGACAAUUAGCCUGGCCCCUGUUUAAGGAUGAUGUGCAAAUGUGUAAAGUGUUCCCAAAAAAUCCCAGAAAACAGAGCUGAUCAGUCUCCAGAUCUACCUAUGGAGCAUCUCUCUCUCCAGCCUUCUCUCUCCCUGCCUCUCCUCCAAGCCUGCAUCCUAGCCAGGCAUAACAUGCUAUUCACUGAUGGCACAAAAACUGUUCUGCACUUCCCUACUUUGGCAUGUGGUGAACCCUCUACCUGAAACAUCCUCCCUGCUCCAUCUCACCCCUUUAUCUGCCUGCUCUUCCUUCCAGACCCAACUCAAGGAAGUGUCCCCUCCAGGAAGCUUCUCUGAUCCCCACUGGAAAGGUGUGCCUCCCCUUUGUGCCUUUGACAUUGCCCCCGUCUCAUGUUUGACCCAUCUCAAGACUUUUGUACCUAUGUUUUAUCUGCUUCUUCUCGUAAAUAACAUGACCCCAGCAAAGGACCAGGGUAAGAGCAUGGGCUGUGAAGGCAACAGCACACCUGUCAGUCCUGCCUCCAGAGUUACUGGCUUCAUGACCUUGUGCAGUUUUACUUCCUUCCUCUCUUUGAGCCUCCAUUUUCUCACCUGUAAAAUGGGAAUGCAAAUACCUGCCUUUUAGGAUUGUUUUGUGCAUCAGAAAAAAUGUAAAGCUCUUGACUUAGCAGCAAAGCUGGCUCACAGGCACUCCGUGUCUUGUUGACUCAGUAUUCACCUGACCAUCCUCAGUGCCUAGCACAGAACCCAGAGGUCCUCAAAGUUUUUUAAACACAUGAGUGGAACAGACGUUGGAUGCUUCUAGAAUUCAGAGAAGGGAGUGAGUGGUCAGUGUUGAUUUAAAUAAAAGCAGCUUGAUAGAGGGGAUUGGAUGUGAGCUGGCCCAGAAUCUAGAAAAGCAGAGAGGAAAAUGGAAAGGCAUUCCUGGGCAGGGUAGGGCAGAAUGAGAGCAAAGGCACAGAGACAAGUCUGAACAUAAGUGAGAUUGAAAGAGCUAGAAGGAAUGUGAAGUCCAGAGUAUACAAUGAUGACAACCGUUUUAUUUAAAAAAAAUAGUGUCUGUGUCUUAGCUGCUGUGCUACUAAACACUGGUUUAUGCCAGUGAUCUAUAUGACAAGGCAUGGCCAUCCUCUCCUGGGCUUCCAGCCUAGUGGGGAGGGUUGGCUCGGCAACAGACAGUGUGGUGAGAGCAGGUGCAGGGGGAUGUCACAGCACAAAGGAGGAGCAACCAUCCAGGCAUGGGGACCAGGAAGGAAGAUUAGUGACAGAAGUCUAAACUAGGACCUAAAAGAUAAAUGGGAACCAGCCUAGUCAACAUGGCAGAACUUUGUCUCUACUAAAAAUACAAAAAUUAGCCAGGUGUGGUGGUGCAUGCCUAUAAUCCCAGCUUCUUGGGAGGCUAAGCCACUGUACUCCAGCCAGGAUAACAGAGCAAGGCUGUGUCUCAAAAAAAAAAAAAAAUGGUAAUUUACCAGAAAAGAUGAGGAAGAGGAAUGGUCAGUGGGGAGUGAAGGUGUGUGUUGGAGUCUGGAGAUGAGAGUAUGCAGGGUGGAGGGGGAGAGAAGCCUGAGCCGUCAGCAGGGGCAGAGUCUAAAGCGCCCUGCAAACCGCAUGGAAGCCCUUAGGCUUCAUCCUGAAGGCAGUGCUGAAGGGCUUGUACAGAAAGUUGGGUGCUUUUGAGUUGACUGUGUGCCAGUCCUAUGCCAGCUCUUGGCAUGGCUUACAUCAGAGUUACCCACACAGUAACUCUGUGAAGGAGGUGUGAUGCUCAUUUUACAGAGAAGGAAACCAAGGCCUAGAGAAGUUAGAGAACUUGUCUAAGGUCACAUGGCUAGGAGGUGACAAGCUAGGCUUGGAACCCAGGUCUGACUCUGAAGCUUGGGCUCUGAAGAUCUGCACCAAGCUGCCAUAUUCACCAGGGCGUGUGGUCAGUGCAAUGCCAGGACAGCGAAGACACCAGUCUGCCUGCCCCAGAGGGCUGGCCUCAGGAUAUCAGGAAAUCUUUCUAGAAAGGUAGGUAGUAGUCAGGUUGGGAAGAGCUCUGAAUGCCAGGGCUAAGCAAUUUGGGAUUUUCCCUGAGAUAGUGAUGAGCAAUUGAAGGUUUCAGAACAAGGAAGGGACAAAAUGACAGUAAGACCUAGGCAUUCCCAAAGCAAAGUCACAGGCUCAUGUCUGAGAAAUCCAAAGUAGUCCUUUCUGCAUAUUCCAGAGGUUUCCCAGAAGCAACCUGGAUUUUUUUUUUUUUUUUUUGAGAGGGUCUCACUCUCACCCAGGCUGGAGUGCAUUGGUGCGAACAUGGCUCACUGCAGCCUCCAACUCCUGGGCUCAAGGGAUCCUCCCACCUUAGCCUCCCAAGUAGCUGUGACUACAGAUGUAAGCCACCAACCAUGCCUGGCUAAUUUUUAAAAAUUUUACUUUUUGUAGAGACCAAGUCUUGUGACAUUGCCCAGACUGGUCUUGAACUCCUGGCCUCAAGAGAUCCUCCCGAUUCCAACUCCUAAAGUGCUGUGAUGCACCUCCCAAAGUGCAUACGCCAGUGUGCCUGGCCAGCAACCUGAAUUGUAACUCUGAUUUCUGUCUCUUUAACUUGCUUUUACCAAACCAAACCUUCUCUUUU